AUGACAUGGACGUACCCUGCUCAUAUAAGCCGAGCGCAAGAAUGCUCUGAGGCAACGGCUCUUGUCAAGGUAGCUAGGCAUUCCCCUUGCUUGCAUGGAUGGGAUCUUUCAACGAAUCCCGACUCGCCCUAUGAUACUGCAGUCAAUGUCUCUGUACCAGGGAGUAACAGUUGUCAAUGCGAGGGUGCUGUUCCUCCGACAUCAUUGCCUGUGCAAGCAGGAGAACAAGCAACCAUAUCUUCGCACGACCUCAUGCAAAUAUGGCCAGCCUGUGGCCGUUGUAAUCACUCUUUAGAUCUACAUGGUCUGCUAAAUCUGGACCUAGAAGAAGAACGUCAGAGACGGAUUAAAGUGGCUGUUCGAAUGGACGAACUCCUCGAGGACCAAAACAGAUUGCAUGAUUUCUCCUAUACAGAUGAAGACUUAUGCUCGUUAAAAAGACAAAUACAUUCUUUGUCGUACAUAAAACGGCCUAAAUCUGAGGGGGUGAAGACGGUAUCUAAUAAAAAUGCGAAGCAAAAGAAUGCUAAGGACACCAGCAAGUUUGUUCCUAAUGCUGAUGUGUUUCAUACUCUUAACUUCAUGUACCAGCGUGCAUGCUGCGCUGAAAUGAUAAAUUUGGUGCAUGCCGAUUUUAGCGCGCCUGAGGACAUUUCCACCAGCAUGAGGCAUUUUUUUGCCUUAGCAAAGCGAGCAGUGAUCCGAAUUGACCCAUCUAUCAAACACAGUGUUUGUCGAAACUGCUAUCGGCCCAUGAUAGAGGGAAUAACAAGCCGCACUCUUACACAACAAAAAAAGAAAUGUGCUUUGAUCUUGAAGCAAUGUAUGCACUGUGAGGACGAACGUAUUGUGUAUUCAUACGCAUUGCCAGCAUCUAAAUGUUGUGCUCCCGUGAGACCUCACAGGAAGCGACAAAACCUUUCUCAGCGACAACGCCGGAGACGUUGGAUGUAUAAGAACAGGACUACGGAGGUAGAGGAGACGAAAAUAUUGAACCCCGUUCCUUUUUCAGAACGAAUGGAUUCAACCGCUUGGCAAGAAUCUUUUCUUGCGCAAGGAUUGGCUUCAGGACUCGAUAUCGCUUUGCUACAAGAGUCUGCUAAUUUACGUGGCGGGCAUACAUUAUCGGUGGGGCUAGGCCGGGAAUCGCUAGGAACCCCAAGGAUGCCUUGUAAAUCUGGUGUUUGA
This is a messenger RNA of Malassezia restricta, 1188 nucleotides long. RefSeq lists its product as uncharacterized. Bases 1 to 1188 code for a protein of 395 amino acids. Gene Ontology annotation, cellular component: nucleolar ribonuclease P complex. The record is from RefSeq and is a predicted model, not a curated record. The transcript is spliced from 2 exons. Gene Ontology annotation, biological process: tRNA processing. Lineage: Eukaryota; Fungi; Basidiomycota; Malasseziomycetes; Malasseziales; Malasseziaceae.